GGCUAGCUUCACAUGUGUGGAUUUCCGUAAACAGUUUCGCACGAUUUCGCAGUGGCGAUGGAAUCAAACAAGGACGAAGCUGAACGCUGCAUUAAGAUUUCCAUCAAUGCACUCAACAGUAACCAACUGGACAAAGCCACAAGGUUUCUAGAAAAGGCACAGCGUUUGUUUCCAACCGAUCAAGCCAAAAGUUUACUACAGUCGAUCAAACAGAAUGGAAGACCACCAGCUAAGGAUGAGCCACCUACAAACGAGGAUGAUUCCGGAGUGAGACACCGUAGUCAUGGAGAAGAUCGAGCAUCGGGAAAUGGUGCCACAGACUCGGCCAAACCAUACACAUCCGAACAGAUGGAUGCUGUAAAAAAAAUAAAGAGUUGUAAAGACUACUAUGAGAUUCUAGGAGUGGAAAAGGAUGCUGGGGAGGAGGACCUAAAGAAGUCCUACAGGAAACUGGCACUGAAAUUCCACCCUGAUAAAAAUCUAGCUCCAGGAGCCACGGAAGCAUUUAAAGCUAUUGGUAAUGCGUAUGCUGUGUUGAGUAAUGCAGAGAAGAGGAGACAGUAUGAUGAACGUGGUGAGGAGAGAGGACACCAUACCAGGCAACACCGCCAUGACUUUGAAGCCGACAUCUCGCCCGAAGACCUCUUUAACAUGUUUUUUGGAGGAGGCUUCCCAUCACGUAAUGUACAUGUUUACAGAAAUGGCCGAAUGCACUUUGGCCCGCAGCGUAGAGCAGGACCGGAGAGGAGAGAACAGCGUGAUGGUGGCUUUGCCCUGUUUGUCCAGCUGAUGCCCAUCCUCAUACUCGUCUUUGUGUCUGCCGUCAGCCAGAUGAUGGUGUCCCCGCCCCCCUACAGCCUUAGCCAACGCCCGGGGCUAGGUCACAUCCACCGGAGGCACACACAACCACUGAAGGUGCCUUAUUAUGUGGGAGCUAGCUUCCUUGAGGAAUACUCUGGAAACGAUCUAAGGAGGGUGGAAAAGAGCGUGGAGGAAGACUACAUAUCCAAUCUUAGGAACAACUGCUGGAAGGAAAAGCAACAGAAAGAAGGCUUGCUGUACCGUGCUCGUUAUUUUGGAGACUCUGACUUGUACCAAAGAGCUCAGCGGAUGGGCACGCCGAGUUGCUCAAGACUAUCUGAGAUUCAGGUCAUGCAACAUGGAUAGGAAAACACUGACAUGCAGAACGAUUAUUUGGUACUUGAAUUGAGAAUAAAUCAAUAUACAACACUCUAUUCAAGCCCCAACCACCAAUACUGGAGUGUAAGAGUAGAGCAGCAAAUCAAGAGGAAGAGAAACUGCCUUUGAUCCAGUUGGUUGGUUGCAGACAUAGCCUUUGGGUGGAAUGUCUCUCAGCACACUGUGGACAGAUUUAACUUCCAAAAGAACUGUGAACCAAACAGGAGGCGAUUGCUGGCUUGAAUACAAAACAAUUGUUUUCUAGGCUGGCAGAUAAGACGGCCGCAUUGUUUAUAAGAGAUUGUCUUCCUGAAUGUUAUACGUUAAAGGCUGCUAAAAUAAAGCAUUCUUUUUCUUCCCCCUUUUCCUAUUGUUUCAAUAAAUAUUUGAAAACCAACAUAAGGCCUUCUAUUAUAGACAGAGACAAUUUUAAUCAAUUUUAUAGCUCACACUUCUAAUAUACCUUGUAUUUUUUAAAACAUGGGCUUGACAGCAUUAUGAAGCUAAGAGCCUUUAUUUUAGAAUUGAAUGUAACCUGUGGAUUUAUUUGUAGCAUGUUGGAUUAUUAAGGUGUGUGUUGAAAAUGAUUGCACAAAUGAAAAUCUGUAUUUAUUAAAUGUUUUUUAUGAAUCACAAUAUUACGAAAAUGUGGUGCCCCUGAAAAAGUCUUCACAUUGACAUUAAAUUUGAAAAAUAAUGUAUUUAAUUAUUCCGUUUCAAGUAGUUGAGAAUACAAAAAGCAGUACAGGUAUUUGAAUAUCAAAUAAAUAAACUGUAAUCAAAUGCAUGGUUAAAAAACAA
Molecule: messenger RNA, 1980 nt
Organism: Esox lucius (northern pike)
Lineage: Eukaryota; Metazoa; Chordata; Actinopteri; Esociformes; Esocidae
Gene: dnajb12a
Product: DnaJ heat shock protein family (Hsp40) member B12a
Exons: 9
Coding region: 58-1167 (369 amino acids)
Biological process (GO): cellular response to misfolded protein
Cellular component (GO): endoplasmic reticulum membrane
Molecular function (GO): Hsp70 protein binding
Source: RefSeq, a predicted model, not a curated record